This is a messenger RNA of Miscanthus lutarioriparius, 1134 nucleotides long. Lineage: Eukaryota; Viridiplantae; Streptophyta; Magnoliopsida; Poales; Poaceae. The record is from the annotation of a GenBank genome assembly.
AUGGCCCUCGACACCGCCGACGCGCCGCGCUCGCGCCCCGACGCCAGCGCCGCCGUGCACCCGCUCCUCUCCGACGACGACGGCUCCACCUCCACGGCCGCGGCGGGUGAGACAGCGGAGGAGCUGGACGCCAGGUACGCCCCCUACGCGCGCCGGGACGCGUACGGGACCAUGGGCCGCGGCCCGCUGCCCGCGGCGCAGGCGGCGCGGCUGGCGCUGGCCGCCGCGGUGCUCCUCCCGCUCCGCUUCGUCGCGGGGAUGCUCGUGCUCCUGCUCUACUACUUGGUGUGCCGCGCGUGCACGCUGUUCGUGGAUGCGGAUGAGGGGCGCCCGAGGCUGGCGGGGUGGAGGAGGAAGGCGGUGCUGCGGUCCGGGUGCGCGCUCUCGCGGGCGAUGCUCUUCGUCUUCGGGUUCUACUGGAUCCGCGAGACCCACAGGAGAUUCCCCAAUGCUGAGGAUGUAAAUCAGGACCAAUCUGAAGAAUCCCAAAGGCCAGGGGCAAUUGUAUCUAAUCAUGUGUCUUAUGUGGAUAUUCUUUAUCACAUGUCAGCAUCCUUUCCAAGUUUUGUUGCUAAGGAGUCAGUGUCCAGGUUGCCACUUGUUGGUCUCAUAAGCAAUUGUCUUGGAUGCAUUUUUGUUCAACGAGAAUCGAAGUCUUCAGAUGCUAAAGGUGUCUCAGGUGCUGUAACUGAAAGGGUCCGAGAGGUUUGUCAAGAUAAGAAUACCCCAAUGAUGUUGUUGUUCCCUGAGGGAACUACUACAAAUGGGGAUUACCUUCUUCCAUUUAAGACCGGAGCCUUUCUUGCAAGUGCACCAGUGCAGCCAGUCAUUUUGAAAUACCCUUACAAGAGAUUUAGUCCAGCAUGGGAUUCCAUGGAUGGAGCACGCCAUGUGUUUUUGCUGCUCUGUCAAUUUGUAAAUCACAUGGAGGUGGUUCGGUUGCCUGUAUACUAUCCUUCUCAACAAGAAAAGGAAGAUCCUAAGCUCUACGCAAAUAACGUCAGAAAACUGAUAGCAAUGGAGGGCAAUUUAAUUCUUUCUAAUCUUGGGCUGGCGGAGAAGCGCGUGUACCAUGCAGCACUGAAUGGUACUAGUAAUCUACCUGGUGCUAGUAGACAUCAGAAAGAUGAUUAA